CAACCGACAGAGGAACGCAAAGCUUUAAGCGAAGUCAAAAAUAUACCCUCCAAGGAAUCAAAUGAACCAGUCAAGAUCAAGAAAACAGUGUCAUCGAAGCUCAAACCAAAUGGCACAGAGAAUCAACCUGUGCCGAGUAAACUUCCUAAAACCCUGCACAAACCGCAUUCUAGCAGCUCGUUAUCGUCUUCUGAUGAGGACGCGGUUCAAUCAAGGCACCAUGGUUUCGUGCGACCCGGCAAUACUCCUGGUCGAUCUGUGGCUGCACACAGUGUACCCAGGACACCUGGCUUCAGCUUUGGCUCAGGUAAAAAGGUUUUCGUAAAGAAGACAAUUUCCAAGUUCAACCCGGAUAACAAGCGGAAAAGGAAGUUGUUGAGACCAGUAAACACUGCUUCGAGUUUGGGUGUGAAACUUUAG
Porites lobata is the source of this 420-nucleotide messenger RNA. NCBI's taxonomy places the organism in Eukaryota, Metazoa, Cnidaria, Anthozoa, Scleractinia, Poritidae. The record is from the annotation of a GenBank genome assembly.